Fusarium keratoplasticum is the source of this 819-nucleotide messenger RNA. RefSeq lists its product as uncharacterized. The coding region runs from base 1 to 819 and encodes 272 amino acids. Lineage: Eukaryota; Fungi; Ascomycota; Sordariomycetes; Hypocreales; Nectriaceae. Gene Ontology annotation, molecular function: oxidoreductase activity, acting on the CH-OH group of donors, NAD or NADP as acceptor. The transcript has 2 exons. The record is from RefSeq and is a predicted model, not a curated record.
AUGGAAAACUCUGCGACAUUCCCCGAUCUCGCUGGCAAAGUUGCUAUCGUCACCGGCAUCGGUCAAAUUGGUACUCGUGAGCGCUGGGGUAACGGCGCAGCCACCGCCCGUCUCCUGUGUCAUAAUGGUGUCAAGGUCUUUGGCUGCGACAUCGAUAUUGACGCCGCUUCCUAUACCAAGACCAGGAUAGAAGCCGAGGGAGGCACUGUUGAGAUCACACAGGCUGAUGUGACCUCGUCUGCGGACGUCAAGAGGCUCGUGUCUGAGUGUGUGACCAAGUUUGGUCGGGUGGAUAUCUUGGUUAAUAAUGUUGGGCGCUCAGAACCUGGCGGUCCGGCUGAGAUGGAGGAAAAUAUAUGGGACGCUCAGGCGGAGCUUAACAUCAAGUCUGUUUACCUGACAUGUCAUGAGGUUCUCCCCAUAAUGGAGGCACAAAAGAGCGGCGCUGUUGUCAACGUGGCCUCGAUCGCGGGGAUGCGAUACAUUGGCAAGCCCCAAGUCGCCUACUCGACCUUUAAAGCCGGAGUCAUGCAAUUCACCAAAGCCACUGCGGUCAUUUACGCUGCCAGGGGCGUGCGCCUCAACACUGUCGUGCCGGGACUCAUGAAUACGCCACUCAUGGUGUACCUAGCAAACAAGUACGCCGGCGGAGAUCUGGAAGGGUUUUCAGCGAAGAGAGACAAGGCUGUUCCUAUGGGGAAACAGGGCGACAGUUCAGAUGUGGCAAAUGCCAUUGUCUUCUUGGCUUCUGAGAGCGCAAAGUAUAUCACUGGGCAGGAGUUGGUGGUGGACGGCGGUAUCACGUCGUCGACUGGCUGA